Camponotus floridanus (Florida carpenter ant) is the source of this 1330-nucleotide messenger RNA. RefSeq names its product zinc finger protein OZF-like. Gene Ontology annotation, biological process: regulation of transcription by RNA polymerase II. The transcript is spliced from 2 exons. The coding region runs from base 89 to 1159 and encodes 356 amino acids. Lineage: Eukaryota; Metazoa; Arthropoda; Insecta; Hymenoptera; Formicidae. Gene Ontology annotation, molecular function: RNA polymerase II cis-regulatory region sequence-specific DNA binding; DNA-binding transcription factor activity, RNA polymerase II-specific. The record is from RefSeq and is a predicted model, not a curated record.
UUCAUAUUCUCUUUGUAGAUUAGAAAUAUUUUCGAGUAAAAAAACCGGAAAAAAUUCGACACAUUCUUAAUAUCUCAACGAUUCACCCAUGGAUCCUCUGAACGUCGUGGACAUCAAUAAUUCGGAACAUUCGCUUGUCGAAAGCAUAGAAUGCACUCCUGAAUAUGAUUCGUUACCAAAUAGACUUAAACGGCACAUUACUAAAAAAAGAAAAAUGCCGAAACUGGAAAAUCAUUGUACGAAGAAAGAUACGAAAAAGCAAAAUCACGAUCAGAACAAGAUCAAGAAGAGGAAAUCCGAGCUCUUUUUGGAAUGUGCCACAUGUGGUGAACGAUUUAGCGACAAAUCCACUAUGAUAAAACACAUGAGCCAGCAUAAAUACCAAUGUCAAACCUGUUGCCAGAGUUUCAGUUUGAAACGAGAUCUAAAGCGUCAUAUCGAGAAGGUUCACGGACUUCUACUCUAUCCUUGCAGCAUUUGCGAGUACAAGAGCAACAAUAAAUGCACCCUAAAGGAUCACUUCAUAAGGAAACACACUAGUAGCUUCCAGUAUAUCUGCACGGUUUGCAAGAAGCAGUUCAAAAUCAAGAAUGAUUUGAAGCAACAUAUGAAUCAAGUGCAUAGUGGCGAACCACCCAUCAUUUGUAGCAUCUGCGGACAUGCGUGUAAGAAUGUGCCUGCCAUCAAGGCGCACAUGAAGUACCGACACUACAAGCCGGCUUACGAGUGCAAGAUAUGCAAACGUGGCUUGACCACGCAAGAGAACCUGAACCAGCAUCUAAUCUGGCAUGAACGGAAGGAGAAGGUCGUCUGUCCUACUUGCGGCAAGACUUUUGGCCAGAAGAGAGAUUUGGAUCUUCAUUUGAGGAUCCAUCAGGGUAUCCGACCAUUCUCUUGUCCAGUUUGCAACAAGACUUUUCCUAGAAAGACCGCGCAAGAGCAACACAUAUUAAUUCACACCGGCAAGAGACCGUAUAUUUGCGAUAUCUGCGGCCAAACUUUUGCACAGAAACCGGGACUCAUUUGCCAUAGGAAACGUCAUCCUGGACCACUGCCGCCGUUACCUGUAGUAUCUAUUAAAAAAAUAAUCAUGGACUUUACGCAAGAAUUGGGAGUUUCUCAUAUGCAGCAACAAGAUAAAAUAACGUUAGAUAGCUAAAUGUCAAUUCGGAAAGAAUUCCGCUGCAUUGACGACAAUUCGCCGUCCGAAAUUAAUGAAGUUUGUUCAGAUUAAUUUUAAAAUACACAAGAUGUUCUUGUACAUACAUAUAAAUACAUGACAGAUCAAUUAUGAUCACGAAUUUCGAAGAAGAAUUUGUUUUCUAUAAUU